CGUGCCCCCGUCCCCAUGGCUGUGGUCCGAAGGGAGCUGUCCUGCGAGAGUUACCCCAUCGAGCUUCGCUGCCCGGGAACAGAUGUCAUCAUGAUUGAAAGUGCCAACUACGGGAGGACUGAUGAUAAAAUCUGUGACUCUGAUCCUGCUCAGAUGGAGAAUAUCCGCUGUUAUCUGCCAGAUGCCUAUAAGAUUAUGACUCAAAGAUGCAGUAAUCGGACCCAAUGUGCAGUUGUUGCUGGCCCUGAUGUGUUUCCAGACCCUUGCCCUGGGACAUACAAGUACCUCGAAGUGCAGUACGAAUGUGUCCCUUACAAAGUGGAACAAAAAGUUUUUCUUUGUCCUGGACUGCUGAAAGGAGUAUACCAGAGUGAACAUUUAUUUGAGUCUGACCACCAGUCUGGUGCCUGGUGCAAGGAUCCUCUACAGGCAUCCGACAAGAUCUACUACAUGCCCUGGACACCGUACCGGACAGACACGCUGACAGAGUACUCUUCCAAGGAUGACUUCAUUGCUGGGAGGCCAACCACAACCUACAAGCUCCCCCACCGAGUGGAUGGCACAGGCUUUGUGGUGUAUGAUGGGGCUUUGUUCUUCAACAAGGAACGUACCAGGAACAUUGUCAAGUUUGACUUGAGGACAAGGAUAAAGAGCGGGGAGGCUAUCAUAGCUAAUGCAAACUACCACGACACCUCUCCCUACCGCUGGGGAGGCAAGUCAGACAUAGACCUGGCUGUGGAUGAGAAUGGGCUGUGGGUAAUCUAUGCAACAGAACAAAAUAAUGGCAAAAUAGUCAUUAGCCAGCUAAACCCUUACACGUUAAGGAUUGAAGGGACGUGGGAUACUGCCUAUGACAAGAGGUCAGCUUCUAAUGCCUUCAUGAUCUGUGGGAUUUUAUAUGUGGUGAAAUCUGUGUAUGAAGACGAUGACAAUGAAGCCACGGGGAAUAAAAUAGACUACAUCUAUAACACUGACCAAAGCAAGGAUAGCAUGGUGGAUGUGCCCUUUCCAAACUCCUACCAGUACAUUGCUGCUGUGGAUUAUAAUCCCCGGGACAACCUCCUGUACGUGUGGAACAACUAUCACGUCGUGAAGUAUUCCUUGGAUUUUGGCCCACUGGACAGCAGAGCAGGGCAGGCUCACCACGGGCAGGUUUCCUACAUUGCCCCACCGAUCCACCUCGAUUCGGAUCUGGAGAGACUGCCAUCCAAGGGUGAGCUGGGGUUAGGAAGCACCACUGCUAGCAGCACACCACGGGUGGCCAUCAGCAGCACCAGCCGCACCACCACCACCUCGGCUUCGGGCAGGAGGAACAGGAGCACCAGCACACCAUCACCCAUGGCCGAUGUCCCCGAUGAAAUGACCACACACCUCCCACCUGUCUCCUCCCAGCUGCCGCCGGCUGGUGCGGAGAGCUGCGAGCCCAUGGAAGCCCGCGAUAUUAUGUGGUCUCGGACGCGGCAGGGACAGGUGGCAAAGCAGCCAUGUCCCAUCGGCUCAAUAGGUGUCGCAACUUUCCGGUGUCUUGCGCCAGAUGGGAUCUGGGAGCCCCAAGGACCUGAUCUUAGCAACUGCUCUUCUCCCUGGAUCAACCAUAUCACUCAGAAGAUGAAGUCAGGGGAGAUGGCUGCCAACAUUGCUCGGGAGCUUGCUGAGCACACAAAGAACCACUUGUAUGCUGGAGACAUCGCGUACUCCGUGUCCGCCAUGGUCCAGCUGGUCAACUUGCUUGAUGUGCAGCUCCGAAACUUGACUCCAGGAGGGAAGGACAGCGCUGCACGCAGCUUAAACAAGCUUCAGAAAAGGGAGCGCUCUUGCAGGGCCUAUGUCCAGGCCAUGGUGGAGACAGUGAACAACCUCCUGCAGCCACAGGCUCUGAAUGCGUGGAGGGACCUGAAUGCAAGUGAACAGCAGCGUGCAGCCACCAAGUUACUUGACACCGUGGAGGACAGUGCCUUUGUGCUGGCUGAUAACUUGCUGAAGACAGACAUUGUCCGGGAGAACACUGACAACAUCCAGCUGGAAGUUGCGAGACUAAGCACGGAUGGGAACCUGGAAGACCUGAAGUUUCCCCAGAACAUGGGCCAUGGGAGUGCCAUCCAGCUGUCAGCAAAUACCUUGAAGCAAAAUGGUCGAAAUGGUGAAAUCAGGGUGGCUUUUGUGCUAUACAACAACUUGGGCACCUACCUCUCCACGGAGAAUGCCAGCAUGAAGUUGGGAACAGAAGCAAUGUCCACUAAUCACUCUGUCAUUGUCAACUCCCCUGUCAUCACGGCAGCAAUAAACAAAGAGUUCAGCAAUAAGGUUUACCUGGCUGACCCUGUGGUGUUUACCGUCAAGCACAUCAAGCAGUCAGAAGAAAACUUCAAUCCCAACUGCUCAUUCUGGAGCUACACAAAGCGUACCAUGACAGGAUAUUGGUCCACCCAAGGGUGUCGCCUCCUGACAACUAACAAGACUCACACAACAUGCUCCUGCAAUCACCUGACGAACUUUGCAGUCCUGAUGGCACACGUGGAAGUUAAGCACAGUGAUGCAGUCCAUGACCUGCUUUUGGACUUUAUCACGUGGGUUGGCAUCCUUCUCUCACUGGUCUGCCUCCUGAUCUGCAUCUUCACCUUCUGCUUCUUCCGUGGGCUGCAGAGUGAUCGCAACACCAUUCACAAGAACUUGUGCAUCAGCCUCUUUGUGGCAGAACUCCUCUUCCUCAUUGGCAUUAACCGGACUGACCAGCCGAUUGCCUGUGCCGUCUUUGCUGCCCUCCUGCACUUCUUCUUCCUGGCAGCUUUCACCUGGAUGUUCCUGGAGGGAGUGCAGCUCUACAUCAUGCUGGUGGAGGUUUUUGAGAGCGAACACUCCCGGAGGAAGUAUUUCUAUCUGGUUGGCUAUGGGAUGCCUGCACUGAUUGUGGCGGUGUCAGCAGCGGUGGACUAUCGGAGCUACGGCACUGAUAAAGUAUGUUGGCUCCGACUUGACACCUACUUCAUUUGGAGCUUUAUAGGACCAGCGACCUUGAUAAUUAUGCUUAAUGUCAUCUUCCUUGGGAUUGCGCUCUAUAAAAUGUUUCAUCAUACUGCCAUACUGAAACCCGAAUCUGGAUGCCUUGAUAACAUCAACUAUGAGGAUAACAGACCCUUCAUCAAGUCCUGGGUUAUAGGUGCAAUAGCCCUGCUCUGCCUAUUAGGACUGACCUGGGCAUUCGGACUCAUGUAUAUUAAUGAAAGCACAGUCAUCAUGGCGUACCUCUUCACCAUAUUCAAUUCUCUGCAGGGAAUGUUUAUAUUCAUUUUCCAUUGUGUCCUCCAGAAAAAGGUCCGCAAAGAGUAUGGAAAAUGUCUGCGCACGCAUUGCUGUAGUGGGAAAAGUACAGAGAGCUCCAUUGGCUCAGGAAAAACCUCGGGGUCACGGACACCUGGAAGAUAUUCCACAGGCUCACAGAGCCGGAUUCGUAGGAUGUGGAACGACACAGUUCGAAAGCAGUCCGAGUCUUCCUUUAUUACUGGAGACAUAAACAGUUCAGCUUCACUCAACAGAGGAGCCAUGGCUAAUCAUCUUAUAACCAAUGCUCUGCUUCGUCCUCAUGGCACUAACAACCCUUAUAAUACAUUGCUGGGGGAAUCGGCGGUCUAUAACAACCCUUCUGUCAGCAUGUACAACGCACAAGAGGGGCUUCUGAACAAUGCCAGGGAUACAAGUGUCACGGAUACUCUACCACUGAAUGGUAAUCACGGCAACAGCUACAGCAUCGCCAGUGGCGAGUACCUCAGCAACUGCGUGCAAAUCCUUGACCGCGGCUACAACCACACCGAGAACGCCCUCGAGAAGAAGAUCCUGAAGGAACUCACCUCCAACUACAUCCCUUCCUACCUGAACAACCACGAGCGCUCCAGCGAGCAGAGCCGCAACCUGAUGAACAAACUCGUCAACAGCGUGGGCGGCGGGAGCGAGGAUGACGCCAUCGUGCUGGAUGACGCCACCUCCUUCACCCAUGAGGAAAGCCUGGGCCUGGAGCUCAUACACGAGGAGUCGGAUGCCCCGCUGCUGCCUCCCAGGGUGUAUUCAGCGGACAACCACCAGCCCCACCUCUACGGCCGGCGGCGCAUCCCGCAAGACAACAGCGAGAGCUUUUUCCCCUUGCUGACCAACGAGCACACGGACGACCUCCAGUCGCCCAACAGGGAUUCUCUCUACACCAGUAUGCCCGCACUGGCCGGCAUGCCCCUGACGGAAAGCGUCACCGCCAGCACCCAGACCGAUCCCCCACCAGCCAAAAGCAGUGGUGGUGACGCCGACGAUGUUUACUACAAAAGCAUGCCCAACCUUGGCUCCAGGAACCACAUCCAUCAGCUACACACUUACUACCAGCUAGGCCGAGGCAGCAGCGACGGGUUUAUAGUCCCACCAAACAAAGAGGGAACCCCCCCGGACGGCAAUGCAAAAGGACCUGCUCACUUGGUCACUAGUCUAUAG
This is a messenger RNA of Indicator indicator, 4470 nucleotides long. It is a transcript of the gene ADGRL3, whose product is annotated as adhesion G protein-coupled receptor L3. The transcript has 24 exons. NCBI's taxonomy places the organism in Eukaryota, Metazoa, Chordata, Aves, Piciformes, Indicatoridae. The coding region runs from base 16 to 4470 and encodes 1484 amino acids. Gene Ontology annotation, cellular component: cell-cell junction; membrane; axon. The record is from RefSeq and is a predicted model, not a curated record. Gene Ontology annotation, molecular function: G protein-coupled receptor activity; carbohydrate binding. Gene Ontology annotation, biological process: cell surface receptor signaling pathway; brain development; synapse assembly.